GUUUCUGAAUAAAUGCAUAAAAAGAAUAAAUUUAUAAAAAGUUGUAAAAAUAAUUUAAUUCGUCGUUUGAUUACUCUCUCUAAAGAUGACGGCUUUGAAAAAUUCAUAGGAUAACCAACAGAGCGCGUUUGAUGGCAUGUGUGUAAGCAUACGUGGUGCCCAUCCUCUAAAGAAUCCUUUCGUACCAUUACGCUCAUAAACAAUUGAGCAGGCAUCCAGUAUACCACUAGCAUUCCUCAAGCGAAGAUCUUCAACUGGGGCAUUACCACGCGUUUGUAAUACUGUUUUCGCGACAUCUAAUGGUGUCGUUAUUAACGCGGCGACUGCUCCUGCUGCUGCACCGGAGACACCAUGAGAUAUUGGUGAAUAGUUGUUUUCUGGGUUGAGUAUCUUUUUAGUUGAUUCAUAUGUAGAGAAUUGUACGGCUGUGAAUGGUACGGUCAUCAUUAAUGUAGUAGGGUAAGAUACGUAGAAGGCCGACAAUCCUUCUGUUUUCAUCAGCGUUCUUGCGCAAGAACGUACUGUCUUGAACUUUGAGUCCUCAACUUGCAUUCUUUGUUUGAUAACAUCAAAUGGAUUCAUGAGAGCAUCUGCAGCUAUGGUAGCUGAUGCACCUGCGAGUGCAGUCGGCAAUACCUGAUGGCCUUCUCUGUUACCACCCGAAAGCUCUUUCAUGGCUUCAUAUACACCAAAAUAUACUGCAUGGGCUGGUCCAGCUCCUAUUACAACUGAACUCACACCUCUCCACAACGAUCUCAAUCCAUGAGUAGAAGAAACCCUCUCUAUUGCAGAAUUCAAACUAGAGUAUGCAACAGAUGAUGCAGAUGUUGGAGCCGUCUGUAAAACUUGCAUACGAGUUUUUAUACUGUCGAUUGGAUACAUGAACGCGUGCUCAGAUAUACCAGCGAGCGCACCAGCGAAUGCGUGCACACCCCAAGAUGCAGUAUCUGGCAAUGCUUCAUAAUCUGGCUCCUCGAUGACAGGGAUGGCUUCCUCGGGAUCUGCAAUUGGCAUUCCUUUUUUUUCUGCCGGUGUAAGCUAAAGAGAAGACAGCCCUGAAGAUGCUUGUCUAGAAAAUAAAUUUACAAAAUAAGCGUUAGAAUUUAUUAUUAAAAGUGUGCGGAUGCUGUAUUAUUUCGAGUUACCAGAUUAGAUCCCUUAUAUUGCCACAAUGACCAUCGCUGCUGUUGCUCAAAUAUGUAGCCGUCAGAACGUCAAAGAUAAUGCUCUGAAGUGCGUAUCUUUAAUAAAAAGAGCUGCAGAUAAUGGCGCUAAGGCAAUAUUCCUUCCAGAAGCUAGUGACUUCAUCGCCCAGGGGGAUCUCUAUAAGACACUAUCUGAACCACUAUCUACGUCAUCUUUCUUAAACGAUAUACGUGCAGCUGCCAUAAGUUCACGCAUUUGGGUCUCACUAGGUUUACAUGAGGGUGGUGCAUCUGACGAUCGCUGUUUUAAUACUCAGGUGAUGAUUGACGAUAAGGGUGACAUUCUUUCUAGCUACAGGAAGACACAUCUCUUCGAUGUAAAAGAUGUCGGACCGGGAAACAAACCCGUACUAGAAAGCAUGUCUACCGAGCCUGGAAAGCAUAUAGAGGAACCUAUACAGACUCCCGUCGGAAUGCUCGGGAUGUUAACUUGCUAUGAUAUAAGAUUUCCAGAAGUCAGCCUGAUGUUGAGAAGUCGUGGCGCACAGGUGCUCACUUACCCAAGCAGCUUCACUGUAAAGACUGGAAAAGCUCACUGGGAAACUCUCUUACGUGCACGCGCUAUUGAGACACAAUGUUAUGUCAUCGCAGCUGCACAAGCAGGCGUUCAUACCACGGCUGGUCGCACAUCAUAUGGUAGAUCAAUGGUGGUCAGCCCGUGGGGUGAAAUAGUGACGCAGUUGAGCACAUACGAUAACAUUCCAUCUCCAUUCGAGAAAGAGCAGGAUAUGCCGGACACAUCCUCCGAAAUUGCGUACUUUGAUAUUGACUUGGAUUAUUUGAACAACGUGCGCGCUUCUAUGCCUCUCUGGCAGCAACGUAGACAAGAUGUAUAUGAUUAGGCAUACAAGCUAAGAUACUACUGACCUUGUUGUGUUACUUUGCCAGUAUCCUACGCAGUUUUAAUCGGCCGAAAUUUUUACUUUCAUAUACCUUAACAGAUUUACUUGCACUUUCGUUCUUUU
Wallemia mellicola CBS 633.66 is the source of this 2170-nucleotide messenger RNA. RefSeq names its product carbon-nitrogen hydrolase. Lineage: Eukaryota; Fungi; Basidiomycota; Wallemiomycetes; Wallemiales; Wallemiaceae. The coding region runs from base 1172 to 2047 and encodes 291 amino acids. Gene Ontology annotation, molecular function: hydrolase activity, acting on carbon-nitrogen (but not peptide) bonds, in linear amides. The record is from RefSeq and is a predicted model, not a curated record. The transcript has 14 exons.